CACACUCGACUCCCACGGCAAAGUAGAACAGUGAUCAAUGUGUUUAUAGUGGACAACCUUUCUCUGAUAGCCAAGUGAUAGUCAUAAGCUAAAUGCAAAGUGAAGAGAGCGUCCGCUCAUCGUGAACCGUUACUGUUCUCGAUUCAUUUACGACUGGUUCGCCGGCGCACGGUAAAAGCAUCGCGGGAGAUGUUUACGCGCAGUCAAAUCGCAAGAGGUGCCUCGAAUGCACGCACCAUGCUCUUAGUACUUGCUUUUGUCUCGCUGGCGUUCGCCGCACCCGCCACCUACGAUCAACGUCAAGACGGCGAAGUUAAUGUGCAGGCUGAUGUCCAAAACGUUGUCCUUCUAGUUGCUAUCCCUCAGAAGAUACCGAGCAGCCUGUUAGACUUGAGCUGGUUGAAGAGCGCGAAGGAAGGCAACGAUGAUAUUCAGGAGCGAGCUGAUGUACAUGUGAUGGAGGCGUUUGUUGAGCCGAGCACACCGUACCGAGUCGAAAUUGGCACUGAAGGUGAGAAGAAAGUUGAGGGUGACGGGCGUAAUGCGGAAGUAUUAAUCCCCGGCCGGAAACCGAUUGAAGCAGAGGAACCGGAGGAUAAAAAUGAAUUUAAGCUCAUUGGCGCGAUGGAGCAGUGCGGACCGGAUAGAAUGAGAGAUCCAGUGACGCUCAUGUGCGUUGAUGAACCGGAAGCACCAUCUACACGAGCCCCGGAGGUUAUCGCUGUAUCGACGUAACCUGAUCUCACGAUUACUAUAGGAUACUAAUUUAUUAUUUCAUUAUGUAAUUUAUUUGUAAAUUAUUAUAUUUUUAAGUAAACGUAUUAAACAAC
Molecule: messenger RNA, 830 nt
Organism: Pieris rapae (cabbage white)
Lineage: Eukaryota; Metazoa; Arthropoda; Insecta; Lepidoptera; Pieridae
Exons: 1
Coding region: 190-735 (181 amino acids)
Source: RefSeq, a predicted model, not a curated record